AUGCAYCCUGGGAUAAAGAAGGUUUCAUCGCUGUCGAGCGAUUAGUCCUUGAAAGUGAGCUGAGUUGUAUAUCACUUACAAUUUAUCGAACAGCCUUAAAUAGGUUUUUGUUGGCAAUAACAUUGUCAGCAAACCUUUAUCGGUUUUGGGUCCAUAAAGAAAAUGGGAACUGAUAAAAGGAUCAGUCGGACCGAACGCAGUGGUAGAUAUGGAUCUGAGCAGGCCCGUGAUGAGUCGGACUGGCGAGACAGACGCGAUCGGGACCAAGAGCGGGAGCACGGCAGCCGACGCUGGAGUGAUGAGAGGCGUGAUCGUUAUGAAGGAGAUCGCAGAAGCUCUCGAGACAGUCCAGAGCAGAGAGAGAGGAAAAGGAGGAACAGUGACAGAUCAGAAGAUGGUUAUCACUCAGAUGGAGACUAUGGAGACCAUGAUUAUAGAAGGGAUCCAGGGAAUGAUAAGAAGAGUAAGACCAUCAUGCUUGGGGGUUUAUCUCCUCAAACUUCUGAGGAAGAUAUUCGUUUCGUCAUCGAUCAACUAGAGGGACCCCAGCCAGCAGAUGUCAGACUGAUGAAAAAGAGAACAGGUAUAAGCCGUGGUUUCGCCUUCGUGGACUUUUAUCACUUGCAAGAUGCUACCAGAUGGAUGGAGACCAAUCAGAAGCGUCUGGUCAUCCAAGGCAAACUCGUGGACAUGCACUACAGUCAUCCUAGAAACAAGUAUGAAGACUGGCUCUGCAACACCUGUGGCCUGUACAAUUUCCGGAGGCGGCUGAAGUGCUUCAGGUGUGGAGCAGCCAAAACUGAAGGUGAAACAAGCAAUAAUGCUGGGGUCUCUGAAACGCAGCCUAAUGUAGACUUUUAUGGUGACACAAUCAUCUUGAGAAAUAUCGCCCCUCAGACCACAGUGGAAGCCAUAUUGUCAGUCCUGGCACCAUAUGCUAAUUUGUCAUCAAACAACAUUCGUCUCAUUAAGGACAAGCAAACAGGCCAAAACAGAGGUUUUGCUUUUGUGCAGCUGUCCUCCCCUCUGGAGGCUUCUCAGUUGCUAACCAUCUUACAAGGAUUGCAGCCUCCCUUGAAACUAGAUGGGAAAACCAUUGGGGUGGAUUAUGCUAAGAGUGCUAGAAAGGACCUCUUGCUACCUGAUGGAAAUCGUGUUAGCGCCUUUUCCGUAGCCAGCACAGCCAUUGCUGCAGCCCAGUGGUCGUCAGCUCAGCCCCAGCAGAGCUCGGAUGGAAUGUCAGAGUAUGCCUACCUCCAAGAAGGCUACACUCAACUCUCACAGGAUUACCAGACAUACUACCAAGGAGCUGGAGCCAACACUUCCCAGGGAAAUGGACUCCUUGGAGCUGCCCCAGGGUUGAAGAUUGUUCCAGCUGCAGUUGGAGUUGUAAUUUCACAGAAUGCACAGGUUUACCAACCUCAUAUAAUUGCUCAGCCUGCUGUGCAGGCAUUGCUACUUGCCCAACAGCUGGAGGCAAAACCCCAGACGGGUCAUCUUCCAGCUGCUGAAGCUGUGUCUGUGCCAGCUGUUGCUGUCGCUGCUGCGCCUGUUAGUGCAGCUGCUACGUUAUCAAACUCUGGACAGACGGGGGACACCAGCACAGCUGUUCCUGAUACUUCCACCUACCAAUAUGAUGAGUCUUCUGGCUAUUACUACGACCCUCAAUCUGGUCUCUACUAUGACCCAAAUUCACAUUAUUAUUAUAAUUCUCAGACCCAGCAGUAUCUGUACUGGGACGACGAGAAGCAGACAUACGUACCUGCCCCUGCCAACACAGAUGUUGGGCAAAAUGAUAAAUCAACAAAUGGCUCAGCAGCAGGCAACAAGGAGCCUAAAGAAGGCAAAGAGAAAAAAGAGAAGCCCAAAAGCAAGACCGCACAACAGAUCGCUAAAGACAUGGAGCGAUGGGCUAAAAGUCUCAACAAACAGAAAGAGAACUUCAAGAGUAGCUUUCAGCCUAUUAGCCAAGAAGAGAAGAAAGAGGCAGCAGCUGCUGAUGCUGGAUACACGCUGUUUGAAAAGAAGCAGGCAGGUCUAGACAGACUCGUACAGGAAGCAUCGAGGAGUGCUGAAGAAGAAGCACCYAUGAGCUCAGUCUCAACUUCAAAGUGUGUUCUUGUGGCAGCCUACAGUGGAGACAGUGACCCUGAAGAAGGAGCAGCAGAACUUGACAGUGCUGAUGGAAUCCAGGACCGGCUGACAGAUUGGAAAAAGUUGGCUUGCCUGCUUUGUAGGAGGCAAUUUCCAAAUAAAGAGGGUUUGMUUAGACAUCAGCAGCUGUCUGACCUCCACAAGAAAAACCUGGAAGUAAUGCGGAGAUCUAAAAUGAGUGAAGCAGAGCUGGAAGAACUGGAAAGAAAAGAGUCUGAGCUGAAAUACAGGGACAGAGCAGCUGAGAGGAGAGAAAAAUAUGGGAUCCCAGAACCUCCAGCACCUAAAAAGAAGAAAUUCAACCAACCAGCACAAGUUGUUAACUAUGAACAGCCCACUAAAGACGGCCUCAACAGUGAUAAUAUUGGGAACAAAAUGCUGCAGGCCAUGGGUUGGAAGGAGGGGAAAGGUCUUGGUCGUAACCAGCAGGGCAUCACUGCUCCUAUCGAGGCACAGUUGAGGACUAAAGGAGCUGGACUCGGUACUAAAGGCACCAACUACACCCUCUCCCCAUCGGACACGUAUAAAGAUGCAGUUAGAAAAGCCAUGUUUGCUCGUUUCACUGAACUGGAAUGAGUCCUCCAUUUCCAGACUAGACUGUUUGUUUUGAUGAGUUGUCUUCUGGUUGAGAUGCAACUUGUUUGCAUCACCGAAAGAAAAAGAGAGACUUAUCUUCGAUAUUUUUUGUCCAUGUAUGAUUCAUGAAGGUCUGUUCUGUAAAUUUAAUUUAUAAAUUGUACAUAUGCAUAAUAGGUUAUCUUUCCUUAGUUUUGUUUUUUCAUUUAUAUGAGAUCAAGUUUUGUUUCAGCAUGUGAAGGUUGUACAGUUUAUACAAAAAUUGUGUAAUUGUAAAGAAAAUAAAAAAUGAGACAUGGUUUGUAACAGUC
Messenger RNA from Austrofundulus limnaeus, 3041 nucleotides. RefSeq names its product RNA binding motif protein 5 (gene rbm5). Bases 163 to 2730 code for a protein of 855 amino acids. Gene Ontology annotation, cellular component: nucleus. Gene Ontology annotation, molecular function: RNA binding. The record is from RefSeq and is a predicted model, not a curated record. The transcript is spliced from 25 exons. Lineage: Eukaryota; Metazoa; Chordata; Actinopteri; Cyprinodontiformes; Rivulidae. Gene Ontology annotation, biological process: mRNA splicing, via spliceosome.